AUGAUACCAUCCUUUAGUCAGUGCACUGGUGACCUCUUAGAGACCCCUGUUAAUAUAAGUUCCUCGUCACUGCAACAUCAAAACAGUGAAGCUGACUCCACAGACCCAGGGAAACUACUUAUCUUUGGAGAUUCAAUGUCCUUCUCGUCAGAAAUGGAGAACAAUCACUCAGUUAACAGUUAUGAGGCUGUAGUUAAUUUUGAUAUAUCUCCACCAACUUCACCAUCAAAGAAUGGUGAAGUGCCUACUAAAGUCAUAAGAAUUCACAGAUCACUUGUGAGGGCUGAUAUGCUUGAGAUUUUUUCAGAUCCUUCCAUUUUGAAGUCCAGUUUAAAUGCCAUCAUUAUACAUCAGCUCGGUCAUGAAGAAGCUGGACGGGGAAAUGGGGUCUUGAGAGAAGUUUUCUCCUUGUUCACACACGUUGGAGGAGAGUGA
This is a messenger RNA of Pocillopora meandrina, 435 nucleotides long. Lineage: Eukaryota; Metazoa; Cnidaria; Anthozoa; Scleractinia; Pocilloporidae. The record is from the annotation of a GenBank genome assembly.